Messenger RNA from Eruca vesicaria subsp. sativa (arugula), 498 nucleotides. The record is from the annotation of a GenBank genome assembly. NCBI's taxonomy places the organism in Eukaryota, Viridiplantae, Streptophyta, Magnoliopsida, Brassicales, Brassicaceae.
AUGGCAACGAGCAAAUGCUACUAUCAACGGCCAAGCCACAGAUUCUUCUCCACAGACCAACACGUCUCUCCCCCUUCCGACUUCGAGCUCGACGAGUGGGACCUCUUCAACACCGGUUCGGAUUCCGCAUCCUGUUUCUCCUUUAGUGACCUUACAAUCACCUCCGACCGAACCGGAACUAACCGGAAGCCUCGUCGCGGUUCGGUUCCAGAGAAAUUCGCCGGUUCAGCUGCGUCUUCUCUCCCGGUCAACGUGCCUGACUGGUCCAAGAUCCUUGGGGAAGAGAGUCCACGGAGGCAGACUUCUAACGAGGAAUACGACGGUGACGAAGUUGAUGCAUGCGGUGGAGGAACACGGCGGGUGCCGCCGCAUGAGCUGCUAGCGAGCCGGAGGAUGGCUUCGUUUUCGGUUCAUGAAGGUGCUGGGAGGACGUUGAAAGGGAGAGAUCUGAGUAGGGUGCGGAAUACUAUUUUUAAAAUUAGAGGGAUCGAAGAUUAA